This is a messenger RNA of Electrophorus electricus (electric eel), 1239 nucleotides long. NCBI's taxonomy places the organism in Eukaryota, Metazoa, Chordata, Actinopteri, Gymnotiformes, Gymnotidae. The record is from RefSeq and is a predicted model, not a curated record.
AUGGUACACAAAUGUGAAACAGGCUGUUAUCCAUCCUUGAAGCUCCUUGCCCAGCAACGGCCAGACAUACCCAUAUACGUGGGAGACACUUCACGGCCAGUGUUCUGGUAUCUGGGUAGAAGCGGAGUGAACCUAACUAACAUUUCUGUGGUCCCCUUCGGAGUCUGGUACAAUGUUGACAAAAACCUGAGGUUUAUGAUUUUGAUGGAUGGAGUUCACCCAGAGAUAGACACCUGCUUAAUAGUUGAUUAUAAAGGACACCUAAUCCUGAACACAGUGGACUGCACACGUCCAAAUAAUGGCUGCCUUCCACAUGGUGUGGAUGUGAUGAUGAGCGACUUUGCUGGAGGAGCGUCAGGAUUUCCCAUGACCUUUCACAAAGGAAAAUACACUGAGAGCUGGAAGCGCGACUUUAUCAGCAGAGAGAGGAAGAAACUUCUCCACUAUAAGGCCAACCUGGUGGCGACACUGCAGCCUAAAGUCUACUGCCCAUUUGCGAGCUACUUUACCGAGGCUCACCCAUCCGACAAGUACAUAAAAAACAUUAAUACUAAGAACAACCCAGCAGACCUGAAUGCGAAGAUCAAGAAACUUUGUCCCCAUAUCACCACAUGGACACCUUUGCCUGGAUCUGUGCUUGACCUGGCCCUUGCUCUAACAAACCAAGACGACAGAGACUGCAUUACCCAGCCACCGAGUGGCACAAAGAUCUUUAAGGACAGCUGGGACUUUGACUUGUAUGUGGAUGAACUAAACGCUGCCAUCUCAUCCAAAAUCUUUGAACACAAAAGCUGGAUCCAGUUUUAUUACAACUGGGCAGGAUUCAAGAACUACAACCUGGUCAUUCGGGUCACUGAGACAGAUGACGAUUUCCAGCCGUGGGAUGAUGGCUAUGACUACCUGGUCGACUUUCUGCACCUUUCCUUCCCAUCUGUAAGGCCACAGAGAGAGCACUUCUAUGUGGAGAUUCAAAACAGAAUUGGGGUGAUGAGGCACGUGGUUGUGAAUGGCUUGCUGUGGGACGACCUGUAUAUCGGCUUUAAUAACAGGAUCAGCCGUGAGCCAGACAUCUACCAUCACAAGUUCUGGAAACAUUUCCAGUCUGAGUUGCCCCUGUCAGCACCUGACUGGGACUCCUUCCUGAAAAGUUGGGAAAAACCCAACCCUACCUCUACCUCUACCCCUACCCCUACCCCAACCCUACCCCAACCCUUGUACGAUAUAUCACUAAUUGUUUGA